AUGUUCAAAAUGGAGCCUCUAACCCCUGAAGAGGAGGAUUUCAGUGGCAGAUUGCUUCACCAGUCAGCAUUAUGGGACAAUGCAGAACUUCUGGAAGAUCUCCUGAGAGGAGAUCAGUUAAGUAAUAUGAACAGUCAGGAUUCUUGGGGAAGAACACCUCUGCAUGCUGCUGCCACCACUGAAAACUCUACAUGUCUAAGAAUUCUUUUACAAGUUGGAGCUGACCCAAAUAUACCUUGUGGCCCUAGAGGGGACAGUCGGACGCCUUUACAUGUUUGUUCUGAACAUGGGUUUGUUAACAAUAUAAUUCUCUUGGUCCAAAACGGAGCUGAUUUGAUGGCUAAAGAUGCAAAUGGAUUAACUGCUCUCGAUAUAGCCGAAAAGUCUGAACAUGCAGAAUGUAUGAAAAUACUAAAGAAAGCUGCAGAGGCAAGAGAAAGUGUUCGGCAAAGUAGUCACAGAACCCUAAGAGAAGCAAUAAUCAGUGGCGAUGUAGCUGCGGCUCGCCAAGUGAUCACGGAACUAGCUGACGAUGCUCCCUCUGUUGUCAAUAUUCAGCCUCAUGGAUCAAGUACAUUAUUAUAUCUUGCUUGUGAAUGUGGUAGGAAGGAAAUCGUUAAGUUAUUGUUAGAUGCUGGAGCUGAUGGUCGAUCCCAUCCUGUAACAAGAUAUUCUCCAUUGUACAUAGCAUGUGUCAAAGGAAGAAAGGAUAUUGUAGAACUUCUGCUUCGGAAAUUUCCAGAGCUGGUUAGUGAGUCAACUGUUGAAAAAUGGCUUCCAAUACACGCAGCUUGUAUAAAUGGUCAUGUACCUAUCAUGGAAACAUUAUUAAAGUUUCCCUAUCCUCAAUCUGUAAUGAUUAAAUACAGCAGCCAUGGUGAAUGGGAAUAUGAGCUACCAUUUGAUGUCAAUUUUAAGGAUGUAACUAGCCAAACACCUAUCUAUAUAGCAUGUCUUCUUGGAAAUCAUAAAAUGGUAGAGAUAAUGUUAAAGUUCAAAGUGAAGGCUGUAAGAGUUAAGGUGGAAGAAGAAGAAAAGGAGAGAGAUGAAAAGGCUGCACUCCCGUUAGGAACAAGGAGACGUAUUUCAGAUGGUAUACAAACAUUAAUGACUAGGCUGAGCUUAGGCUCAAGAGGGGGGCCCGAGGGGUGUCCAACAGAGCGUCAGCUGAGUCCUUGGGCCCUUGAUGAAGCUUGUAAUAUUGAAGAAGAGACUGCUUUGCAUGCAGCGGUGAAGAAUAAUUAUACAGAAAUAGCCUCUUUACUUUUAAGUGCUGGGGCGAAUUCUAACCUUCAUUCUCAUACUGACUGCAUUUGUUUAGUAGAGGCUUGUAAGCAAAGAAAUAUAACAAUGGUAGACCUGCUUCUGCGCCAUAAUGCCCAUGACCAUGACUCAAAAGCAUUGUCAGUUGCAAUUAGCAGUAAAGAUGACAUCCUAAUUGCAAAGCUACUCGCCAUUAAGGCGCAUACCGAUCCAGAAUAUAACCUUAACAAAAAGGCUAUUACAGAAGCCGUUAACAAAGGACUAAGCUUCACAUCCCUUCUGGCCAACACACCGGUUAUGGUCAACUGGCAUGGAGGCCAGGCUUCACUUCCAUACAUCAGAUGUCAAUGGCUGGUUGGUGCUGCUUUACAUGUGAACCCUAAGCUAAAAUUAAAUCCUAAAAGUCAGGACAUUGUUCUAUAUGCCAUUACAAGAUUAGAUCUUUCAAAUAACUGUUUAGCUUGGGUACCACCAAUUAUUUUUCAACUUCAAAGUCUCAGGAUUCUGAAUAUUGCUCAAAAUAAAAUUGAGAGAUUACCAACUGUAGAUGAUUUUGAUGAUAGUUCGAAAUAUAAAAUGAAGUAUCAGACAAAAGGGUAUUCUGCUCCUUAUUUGGAAGAACUUUAUUUGCAGGACAAUCGUCUAGAUUUGUUACCUGUUGAAAUAUUUUCUUUACCAUCUUUAAGUAUUGUUGAUGUUUCCAACAACAAAUUAUCCAGCCUUCCUUAUCAGAUGUGGAAAUCUCCUAAAUUAAAAGAAUUAAAUGCUGCUUUUAAUCUUUUAAAAGAAUUACCGACAAUGCCUUGUGAAGAAACGAGUGAAUGUGGAAGUGUUUGUUCUUUGGAUUCUUCUAGAAGCGCUGAUACGGAUCUAGGGACUCCGCAGGACAUACCACAGGCAUUUAAUAAUGCGGAACAAGAAAUUUAUUUACAGCAAUACGAACUGGAGCAUAAAAAUUUAUGGAAUAAAAACGUUGAAGUAAUUGAACAUUCAGUGGUAAAUGAUGGUGAUAAUGAUUCUCAAUUUUGCCAAAUCACUUGGUUAAAUCUCGCUCAUAAUCAGUUUACUUCAGUUCCUCCGCUUCUUCCUUGUUUAGCAGUCAACCUUUCAAGACUUAAUCUUUCAUAUAACCGAUUAAGAAGCAUGAGUCAUAUCACUUCAUAUCCUGCAACCCUUAAACAGCUUGAACUAUCAGGAAAUCAGAUAUGUUGUUGGAUGUCUUUACCGCAGGUAGAUUGCUUGGAUAUGAUGGAACAAGCAGCCAUUGCUUGCUAUGCACCUGCUCAGGGGUCCCGGCCCAGUAAAUUAGCUCGUGGUAGAUCAUUUCGUAGCACUAUACUUAAUACUGUUUGUAGCCAUAGAAGGCAUUUAAGGCUCGACAACUUGCGUACAUUGAUUCUUGCUGAUAAUGCUAUUACUCGAUUACAGUUAACUACCGAUGAUGAUGGUUCAGCAGAAGCAGAGGAUUGGGAAACGGUCGGUAUGACUGCAACAAAAUCUAAACUCAUGUUUCCGAAUCUGAGCAUGCUUGAUUUGAGUAAUAAUCUCCUAAAAGAAAUACCCCCUAUCAUUCAUGAGCUAUCUAGCCUUUCAGUUCUCAAUGUGAGCGGAAAUUGUGAACUUUCGGAUUUACCUCCUCAAAUGGGACUUUUGUCUCGAUUGUGGAAUCUAAAUAUGAAAGGAUGUAACCUUCAAGAGCCACUAAAAUCAAUGAUAGAAAGUAAAAAAUAUAAAACAAUGGAUAUCAUAGGUUAUUUAAAAAGUGUAUUAGAAGAUGCAAAACCAUAUGCUCGAAUGAAACUUAUGAUAGUAGGAGUGCAAGGAAUAGGAAAAACAUCAUUAUUAGAGCAAUUGAGAAGUGAGGGUCAUAAGAAGAAGCCAGUUGAACAUUGGGCAAAAAGAAUGGGCAAUAAAAGUAUUAAUACCAAGAAUAACAGGGGAACUAAUUUAUCAACAGUCGGUGUUGAUAUUGGUGAUUGGACUUAUGAAAAGAAAAUUAGAGGCCAGUCUUCAUAUGGACCAGUAACUUUCAGAACUUGGGAUUUUGGGGGUCAGCGAGAAUAUUAUGCAACUCAUCAAUAUUUUUUGUCUAAGCGGAGUUUGUACCUUGUUGUAUGGAGAAUACCAGAUGGACAAAAAGGUAUAUCAGAAAUACUUCAAUGGCUUGUCAAUAUUCAAGCAAGAGCUCCGAAUUCUCCUGUUCUUAUUGUGGGUACUCACUAUGACAUGAUGCAGGAAAACUAUCCAGCUUCAAGAGCUGAAGAUCUGCAGCAAUCCAUUAGAGAACGCUUUAUCAAUGUUGUCGAUGCUGAAAAAUGUGGGUUACCAAGAGUUAUAGAUACAAUAGAAGUAAGCUGUAAAUCAAGACAUAAUAUUAAAAUACUUUGCAAUCUUGUUUAUGAUACUGUAUUUAGCCUCCGAAGUCCUGGAAGUAAAACUUUGCUGUUGCAGCAAUGUGUUCCUGCAAGUUACCUGGCAUUAGAGGAUGUUAUUGGUCAAAUAGUUGCUGAACGAAGACAAGCUAAGCAAGAUCCUGUCCUAACAACUGAGCAAUAUCGCAAUUUAGUCGUUAGUCAUGCUACUAAUCUGAGGGAUGCAGCAGAACUUCAUCAGGCUACUCUAUUUCUUCAUGAAAAUGGAGUUUUGCUGCAUUAUGAAGACUCGACUUUAAAAGAUCUUUACUUUUUAGACCCACAAUGGCUUUGUGAUAUGUUAGCUCAUGUUGUAACUAUUCGUGAGAUUAAUCCUUUUGCGCGGAAUGGUGUCAUGAGGCUUGAUGAUUUGAAACAUGUAUUUAAGUCUUCAUGUUUGGGAGAAAUGGAUACAAAAGGUUAUAUAGUUCAUCUUUUGAAUAAAUUUGAAGUUGCCUUAACCUGGGAUAACAGGACCUUAUUAAUACCUUCACUUCUUCCUACAGAGGAUGACAUCUAUACACCACCUGUGAGAGUGAAAAUUCCUGUGAGAUCUCGUGCUUGGGCUGUUAGAAACAAAAAAACAAUAGUUAAUGAGGAAAGUGAAUGUGAACUAACAUCACGUCAUGAUCCAGAUGUUGCUAUUCGAAGACUGCUUUUAAUGUCAUACGUCCCAUCAGGUUUUUGGUCUCGACUAAUUACUAGGUUAUUAGCAGAUGAUAUUAUAAUUCAAAUUGUUAGAGAAUUUUUUGUAGUUCCUAAAGAAGUGUCUCAAGAUGCGAAGCUUGCUAGGCUUUUGGAUGUAAGGGCUGAAUGGAGUUUAUGGCAAACAGGCAUGGAGCUACGAUAUGCAGAUACACCAUUGUUUUCAAUGAAAGAGAUUAUACACUCGAAUAAUAAUUCUGUUGAUUAUCAAUCCUUGAGACUUCAAAUCAAACAGGAAGGCAAUUGGACAGAUGUUAACCUGCGGAGUGUUUGUCUCAUUGAAUUGUACCUACCUUUAGAUACCCUUGUGAUCAAAAGACCUGUCAUGGAAACUGGUUCAGUAAUAGGCUACCAAGCGAUAGUCUUAGAGCCCUCACCUCAAAAAUCUGCUCAUCUCUUAGCUUUAGCAACUGACCAUAUAGAUACCCUUCUGGAAGACUGGUAUCCUACACUUGGAACAAGAUUUGUGCAUACUUCUGAAGGUAAAUUAUUAGUUACAAGAAUUGUACCAUGUCCAACAUGUUUAUCCCAAGCAUAUCAUCAAGAAAAAUUGGUGGAAGAAGAAGAAGUGAUAGAUAUUGUAAGAAUAUCUCAGGAAAGCGACAAAGACAGUGGACAUCCUGACAGUCCCUCAUCUAGUUGUAAGAAUUCUGAGGAAGGUCCUCAUCUUAGAACAUCUGGACCUCAGUAUAGCUGGAUGGUUGAAGAAUGUAUUUUAGCAGCAAUUGAGAAAAAAAUUCUGCGAUGUCCAACACAUGGUGAAAUUUCAUUGGCUCAUGUAGCUCCAGAUACAUUAUUCUUAGAUGUUGGUGAACAAUAUCUCAUAAGUAGUAACUAUGUCACCAGAGGACGUCUCUUGGGUAGAGGAGCUUUUGGAUUUGUUUUUCAAGGUUCUUGUACUUCUAGAACUACUGGAACUAAAAUGUCUGUUGCCAUUAAAGCCAUACAACCAGUAGCACCACCUUCUGGGGCAUCUAAUUCAGCAAUAAUUGCUUACAAGAAUGCACAGGUAAAAUGGGAAAGAGAUCCCAUCCAGCAUGCCAGCAAAGCUUAUUCUACAGCAAGGCAGGAACUUGGAAUUCUUCUCAAUGUUAGGCAUUCAAAUAUAGUCCCAUUGAUCGGAAUUUGUAUUGACCCCUUAUGUUUGAUUCUUGCAUUAGCUCCAAUGGGAGCACUUCAUGCUGUAUUAAAAAAUUACAGGCGUUGUGCUGCAUCACUACAUCCAAAUACACUUCAAGGCAUUGUUUUGCAAACAGCCAAAGCAUUAGAAUACCUCCAUCAACAGCAUAUCAUUUAUAGAGACUUGAAAUCUGAAAAUGUGCUUGUUUGGUCCAUGCCUGCUCCAUUUCAAGCUCAUUCUGAAGUCGAAGUUCAUAUUAAGUUAGCAGAUUAUGGUAUUAGCCGUCUGACUCUUCCUUCUGGGACAAAAGGUUUUGGUGGUACAGAAGGAUUCAUGGCACCAGAAAUUAUGAAAUACAAUGGAGAAGAGGAAUAUAAUGAAAAGGUUGACUGCUUCUCUUUUGGUAUGUUUAUUUAUGAGUUAGUGACCCUCCAUCAACCAUUUGAAAGUCACGAAUCCGUUAAAGAGUACAUUCUUGAAGGAGGCAGACCUGCAUUAACUCACAGGGAAACAUCUUGGCCUGCAAAUAUAUUGGAUUUGAUGGUAUUGUGUUGGAGUCAUCAGCCUUGUGAUCGCCCUACUGCUUCUCAAAUUGUCAGCAUUUCAUCUGCUCCAGAGUUCACUCAUCUAUAUGAUGUUGUUUCCUUGCGCACAACUGCCAAUAUUCUUUCUUAUGCUUGCACUCCUAUCAUUAAUUCAGACUACACUUACCACAGUGUAUGGUUAGGAUGUUCAGAUGGUUUGGUCUAUCAGCUUUUAGCCACUGAUCACACAUGGCUGCAAUGUUGUAGUUUAACACCACUUUCUGUAACAGCUACUGCUGCUGCUGUAGUUCAUGAUACCAUAUGGAUAGGCGACGAAUAUUCUUGUAUUUAUGCUUAUUCUGUAUGUGGGUCAAAAAGAUUGUGGUGGUACAGAAUGGUAGAAGGUGAAGAUCGAAGUCCAGUGCUCCGUUUAUUAUGGUUAGAGCCUUUAAGAAGAUUAGCUAUAGCUCUUGGAAGUGGUAGAAUAUUCCUCGUUACGGACACACCUCCUACUACUUCUUCCAUGGCUGAAGGGUCAUUUGUACUGACUGAGCUGGGCUCUGCUACGUUACUUCAUGACAUGAUUGCUUUAUAUGUUAAUAACAAUACAGUGCAGUUGUGGUGUGGUGAAGGUAAUGGUGCAAUGUCCAUUUAUACCAUUGAAGACAAUAUUGUCACAAAUUAUGAGACUGUUAAUCAUUACAAUCCUGUUAUAGCAAAUGUAGAUGUUGUUCAACUUGUAGCUGACAACCAGUAUAUAUGGACAUAUGUUUAUCCAGGUUGUAUUGUAUAUCAAUGGGAUGGUGUUUCUAAACAUAUAUUGCAUAAGUUGGAUUGCUCAAAACUUGUACCGUGUUCUGAAAGUUUGAAAUCGAUAAGUAUUGAUGAACAUUUAAGUCCUGGAAGAUGUCAGGUAACAAGUCUUUGUGUGUUAGGAAAAGAACUAUACAUAGGAACUACAUGGGGCUGUAUGGUUGUUGCAGAAACAUGGUCUCUUCGUCCUAUAACAGUAUUUCGUCCAUAUGAAGGAGAACUUUCUGCAAUUCUUUCUUUUCCUUCUGCUCAACCCCCUAUCAUAGCAACUUUUGGAAGGGGUUAUCGAGAAUUAAUUUCUAGGUAUAAAGAAAACUAUAUCAUAGAUAGUAUAGAUUCUAAUCAUAUUUACCCUAUAAUAUGGUCAACCCAGUCAUGGGUUCCACCAUAAAAAUUGAAAUAAUAGGAGAGCGAACUUUAAUUAAUUGUUACGAAUUUACUAGUCCAGUAUUUUAUUUCAUAGUACAAAUGGUGACCUUACUGCCAGUCAGGCUGUAUCACUGCCAUCAUAGUCUAGCAGGUUUUUCAUAUUUUCCUAGUUUUAUUGUGCUGUACGAUAGAUAGUUCUUAAAGACUUUGAAACGAUGAGUGUUAUGGAAAAGUGAUUUUAUGGUCAGAUAUUGGUGACCAGCAGAUUUUUAUUUUUCAAUUUUUUAAUGAAAUUUAGUUAUUUAUAGUUUAGUAUAGAAUACAUUUUUAGUUCUCUUUUGUGGAAGAAUUUAGUAACUUUAAAAUCCCUAGCCAUUCCUAAAAGUUGGAAUAAUUAUCUAAAUUUCCACUUGAUUAAAAAAUGAUUAAUAUUUUUUUAUUUUAUUCAAGGAAAUGAGGUGUUUAAUUAAUAUUAAAUGAGGCAACUGCUGGGAUUAAGUGGUAGUGUUGUAAUACAAGACUUAAAUUAUGUGAGGUUUCCAUUUGUAUGAUGUUUAUUCGUAAUAUAGGACACAUUGAGUCUUUCAGUUAAUUUAUAGUGAAAUUUUGUAAUUUGUGUACCUAAAAUCAUUUUAUUUAAAUUUAAAAAUACCUUUAACUAUAAAUUAAUAAUAAGUAUAUAUAUCGUAUGUCACACAAUAUAUACGUAAACACAACAGUAGGAAAUUAUUUUCAACUAAAUAACAUUUUAAAAAAUAUAAUUAAAUGCAUGUGAUAUGGUGUAUAUAUCGAAAGAAAAAACUAUCAAUGCUUUAUUUAUGUUUUAGUUUUAAAAUAUAAUAUUGAUAUAGCUAAGUUUGUUACUGUCAUUUUUCUACAAAAUAUUUGCACAUCUUUUGUUUGAUUAGUAAAUCAAUAACUUAUUCCCCUUUAGGAACAUGGAAAGGCUUUAUUUGGUCAAAUUUUAAUUUUUUUGUAAUGAACGUGAUUAUAAGAUUUUUUUUUUUUUUUCAAAAUUCAUUUUAACUAGAACAGGAUGAAUUUAAAGAGAACUUAAUACCUCCUUUAAUAUUAGAUUUUCAGAUGAACUUCUAUAUUUUUAUUUCUAAAAGAAUUUUAAAAUUGAAUAGAUAUAUCAAAAUUCUGAACCCAUCAACAAAGAUGGGUGCCUUAACUUUAGUGUUGACUUUUUUAAUAUCUUUAAAUAAAAUUUUCUUGAUCAGGAAAGCUAUCGAAGACUGACUCAUUUAUUUCAAUGAAGGAUUGUAGUUACCAUUAAUUCUGUAUAAAGUUUUUGCCAUAAAUGAAAUUAUCUAUCACAUUAUCUGGCUUACAUAUCUUUUUACUACAUGAUUAAAUUUUAAAAAAUGAGGACUGAGUCAAAGUUUGAUCUAGAACUAGGGCUGAUUGGCUACCGAAAGCGCAGCUGAGUAUAGCAAGAGGGAGUCGGCGAUUGAUUGUGAUAGUGGACCCCAGUUCAGUCAAUAACUUGUCUUGCAUCGGUAUCCUUCUCAUAUUCCAUUUAACAUUUUUUUUUAAAUAUAUAUAACACCAAAAAAUCAUGUCGGAGUUGAAAAAUAAAAUUGCAUAUUUUAGACUGAACCAAAAUAAAAUAAUUUGAGAGGUUGUGGAGUAAAAACAAGCGGAAAGAAAGGAUGACAUUGAGGAACAAAGCCACAUGGUUGUAAGUAGAUGUGGUGGGGGAAGCUGGGCAUAAUUUCAAAGCUGAGCGAAGCUUCGCCUUGCAACGUCGCUCAACUACGCUCAUUUCUGCUCUGCGUCUGGUGGCCGGCCUUUCAUUAUAAACCUUUGAUUCUGUUUUGGAAGCUGACUCAUCUAUGUACAGCUCAGCUCAGCUGAGCUUUCGGUGGCCGGUCAACCUAAGGCUAAACUAUAAUCAGUAAACAGUCCUUAUUAUUAUUUUAAAAUUUAAAAAGUAUUUGUUAUCAACAGUUGUAUCAUGAUUAUAGUCACACCUUGAUUAGUUGGUAAUCUAGAAGCGAACUUGUGUGACUUUCUCAUCAUUAAUUCGAAAGUAUUUAUUAACAUAGAAAUAAAUUGGAAAAUUGUGAUAUCACAUUUCGAUAUGUAUUUGUGAAUAUUUUGUAAGUAAUACUAGAUAUUUAGGGAAAAAUAAAAUGUGAUUUUCAACUUUGUGUUACAUGAGUUCCCAUUUAGGCUGACAACUAAUCACUACGGUCAAACUAUGGAUACGGAGAUAAUUUACUUUAAUUAAAAUUAGUAAAUAAUUUGAAGGAAUAUUUUCUGACGUUUUAUCAUUAUGUACAUAUUUUGUAGAUAAUCAACUAAUUAUUUCCUCUUCAGUCAAACUUUUAUGCUUUGAUUUAUCUUGGUUGUAAAUAUUUUGCCUUUCUUUUUAUUCUUGUUAUAAAUCAGUUUAUAUUAAAUUUAGUCAUAUUUAAGAAAAUAAUUUUCUUCAUAGCAUACUAUAUGUAUAGAUGACUAAAUUUAACAGAGUUUAUUAUUAUUAUAAUUUCCAGUUGUUUUUUAAUUUAUAUAAUAAUGUAUCAUGACUAAGAGUGUAAUAAUAACCAGUUUUCUUACUUUUCAUUACUUAAACUGAUAUCUUAUAGUUACAGAGGAUAAAUUGUUAAUAUUGGUACCAUAGGUCUCACACAAACCUACUUAAUUUUACAGUUUUUAGUAUUUAAUGCAUAUAUUUUUAUUAAUCUUAGUAUAGAUUUAUUUACAUUUUAAUGUAUUAAUGACUGAUAUUGUUUGUAUACAUAAUUAUGUUUUCAACCAAAGUUGUAUCAUUUUUAUAGUCUUGCCUUAAGCAAUCCAAGUUUUGUUGCAUUUGGAGUUGUAUUUUUAAUUGAAUCUUUGAAAAUAUUACCCUAAAAUAAAUAUUAUAUUCCAUACAAUAUCACAGAUGUUAUCUCUACGUAGCGGACUGACUUUUUCUUUUUAUAUUUUCUUAAGAUUAAUUAAUUAAAUAAUUUCUCUAGUUUAAAAAAAAAAUAUGUCUAUUUUUAAAUUAGUAAUUUCCUAAUCUCGACAUCAAAAUUAAUUUCUUGAAAAUAAAACUAGAAAUGUUGUUGAUGAACAAGAUAAAGGACCAAACAUAUCACGCUUAGGAAGAAUACUAGUAUCAGUAAAAAAACGCUGGUUUCUGAAAUGGCUUUUAAAACUUCUAAUAUAAAACUAAACAAAAAAUAUACCAAUCUUAUAGUUUUGAAUACAAGGAAUUUUAAUAUUAAUAAGUGAACCAAGUAAGGUUUUUUUCUGAUGAAUAUGUAUGGAAUUAUUAUCAUAUUUGGAUUUUAUCUCACCUGAUUUUCAUAUUUGUAUUUCUCUGUUGAUAUAAAUGCUUUAUGGCAAGGACUAAGUACUACUAUUAUUAAUAUACAGUUUAUUGGUUUAUUUGAUGUAAAUAUUUAUGAAAUGUGAUAUUAAUUUAUAUUUUAAUGAUAAAUCAGUAUUUUAAAAAUAUAUUUACUUGUUCCUCAGUAUAAUGUCCGCUAAGUUUUACUGAGAUGAUUAUUGUUAUUAAUUAUAUUGAUAAGUAAUGUAUUAUUCCUGAAGAAAAAUAUCCAACAGUUUUUAGUUUUGUCUCACUUGUGAUAUGCUUAUUGUAGAUAUCAGUCUUUCAGUACUCAUCUGUAUUAUUUCAAUGUUCAAAUUGAUUUUUUUUAAACAUUUAAUACCUAGUCAAAAAAAUAAAAAUGUAAUUUCUAUAGACGAUAAAGCACAUAUAUAUCUUAUGCUAUAACUCCAACAAUUUUAACUAUCUUUGUUUAGAAACUUUUAAGUUUUAAAGGAUAAAUUAUUAUGAGCACAAUGUUUUAUCAUCUAAUGCGCUUGUAAAAUAAAGUUUUUAUUUUUUUACUCACAAGUUA
This is a messenger RNA of Nezara viridula (southern green stink bug), 11065 nucleotides long. Lineage: Eukaryota; Metazoa; Arthropoda; Insecta; Hemiptera; Pentatomidae. The record is from the annotation of a GenBank genome assembly.